Cryptomeria japonica (Japanese cedar) is the source of this 1768-nucleotide messenger RNA. RefSeq names its product phosphoglycerate mutase-like protein 1. The coding region runs from base 466 to 1281 and encodes 271 amino acids. Gene Ontology annotation, cellular component: cytoplasm. The record is from RefSeq and is a predicted model, not a curated record. Gene Ontology annotation, molecular function: phosphatase activity. The transcript has 11 exons. NCBI's taxonomy places the organism in Eukaryota, Viridiplantae, Streptophyta, Pinopsida, Cupressales, Cupressaceae.
AUUGUUAAUAAGCCUCUCUUUUUAAAGGGAAGACAACAGAUGACAUAUCAUCUCGUUGCUUUGAUUUCAAUGCACUGUUAUUCCUGCAGGUUUCAGAGCAUUAAAUAUGAACGCCCUUGAUCAUCAUUGCACCCACAAAGAUAUACAUGAGAUUGUUCCUCUGACAGCAUAAGACUUCCCUCAUGCUGUCCUUGAACAAUUGAUGGUCCUCAGGAAUUUUGUGACCUACCAUGGCAGAUCAUCCUUCUCCAUCAGACAAUAAACAUUCUUCAUGUUCAUAGCUUGUUUAGAGGUGUCAUAAGGAAUUCAAGAUAUGAGUCCCAGAAGGAGCUGCAGGCAACAUAAAAGUUCUAUAGCGCUCUAGGAAAGGAAAGAACAAACAGAAAGCAAGUAGAGUUCCUGUUGUUCCCUAAUACAAGAGAUCUAGGAAAACAUCUAAGGCUGCAGUAAAGAAAACAAAAAGAUAUGGCUGGAACUCCCGACUCAGGUUUAUAUCCUUUGCACCGUUGCAAAAUUCUGCACCUGGUGAGGCAUGGGCAGGGUUAUCACAAUGUGGCAGGAGAGAAGGAUUUUGAGGCAUAUAUGUCCCCCGAAUUUCUUGAUGCUAGCCUUACUCCAUUAGGAUGGGAGCAGGUUAGCAAUCUUCGCAAGCAUAUUGGAAAUAAUGGAAUUGCUUCUCGGAUUGAGUUGGUUGUGACUUCUCCUUUGAUGAGGACUAUGCAGACAGCAGUGGGUGUUUUUGGUGGUGGGGGCUAUAUUGAUGGGGAUUCAUCUCCUCCACUAAUGGUGGCUGGUACCGGCAAGAGCAGUCAAGAUGCAAUUUCAAGUUCAAAUUGCCCACCUUUUGUUGCUGUUGAAUGGUGUCGGGAACAUUUGGGAGUACAUCCAUGUGAUAAGAGGAGAAGCAUCAGUGAAUAUCUGCAUCUAUUCCCUGCCAUUGAUUUUUCUAUGGUAGAAACAGAUGAAGAUGUUUUGUGGAAGCCAGAUGUUAGAGAAAAAAUAGAAGAAAUUGUAGUUCGUGGAAGAGCAUUUCUUAAUUGGUUAUUGACACGAAAAGAGAAGGAAAUAGCAGUAGUCUCACACAGUGGAUUUCUAACGCACACACUGGAAUCCUUUGGGACGGAUUGCAAUCCCUUGGUCAGAAGUGAGAUUCAUAAAGGAUUUGCAAACUGUGAACUUCGAUCGGUUGUUAUAACAGACAGAAGUGCAAUUGGGAACAAUUUGCCUACAAAAGACUUUCCGGGAGGCAUUCCUCCUGGUCCUGAUGUUCCAAGUGAUUAGGAAGAUAUAAAGAAAGAGAUAUACGGCAGUUUGACAGAAGAUGCCAUUUAUAUUGAAUUCAAUUUUUUUUAAAUAAAAACAAGCAAGCUAAGGAAUAUCAGAGGCAUGAUUCUGGAUAUGCUGAAAUCCCAUGCCAAUACAGCUCACUUAUAUUUUUCAUAUUUUCAUUAUUCUGUCAAAUGCGUUCUUGUUAAUCAAGCUGGGCGCCCCUUAGAGAGCAAGUUGUAUGCAUUGUUUCAAAUGCACUUCUUUUAAUAUUGUUACAGUUUUUCUUUAACACAUUAAUUGCAAUACGCAUGAGACUCUUGGGAAAACGGUGUAAUAAAUAUCCAAAAGUACGAUUAGAUUUGAGCCACUGCGCCAAUUAACAUUGGCUUUCCAGGCCUGCUACAUGGAUGGAAUACAGAAGAAAUGUGAACAGAGUUUGUCCCCAAAAGAAAUAUUUAUUAGAAAUUUCUUAAUUUACUUGUCUUUUAUGUUGAUGAAA